Messenger RNA from Daphnia carinata, 864 nucleotides. RefSeq names its product cytochrome c oxidase assembly protein COX11, mitochondrial-like (gene Cox11). The record is from RefSeq and is a predicted model, not a curated record. The coding region runs from base 67 to 798 and encodes 243 amino acids. NCBI's taxonomy places the organism in Eukaryota, Metazoa, Arthropoda, Branchiopoda, Diplostraca, Daphniidae. Gene Ontology annotation, cellular component: mitochondrial inner membrane. The transcript is spliced from 5 exons. Gene Ontology annotation, molecular function: copper ion binding.
UAGCUCCAAGUUAAGCAGUUGCGAAGAAACUUCGUCGUCUGUUAUGGAAUACAUCUUCAGUGAAAAAUGUUACUUGAAAUAUUAACGUUUACGUCAAAGUUACCAAAUUUUUCCAAAUGCUUCCGAAUAACGUGGCUGAAUGGUAGACCGGCACACAAUACGAGAGCAUUAGUGAGAUCAUUCACAACCACUCAUUGUUGUAAUAGUAAUCAACAUCGGUAUCAGGGCGGAGUGAGAAACAAAUCUACUGUUUAUUAUGUAAUUGCCCUUGGAGUUCUCGUCGGUGGUCUGAGUUAUGCGGCAGUUCCUCUUUAUCGAUUAUUUUGUCAGUCCUACAGCUAUGGUGGAACAACGUCUGCUAACCACAAUGCUGAAGGCUUGGCGAAUAUUGUACCUAAUUCCAAAAGGAUUUUAAAGAUUAGGUUUAAUGCUGACACUUCAUCAAGCCUGACAUGGGAUUUCAAACCACAGCAGACUGAAAUCAAAGUUGCCCUUGGAGAAACUGCUUUGGCUUUCUAUACUGCAACAAAUAGAACUAAUAGACCCAUUGAUGGAGUUAGCACAUAUAAUGUUGUACCUUUUGAAGCUGGACAGUACUUCAACAAGAUUCAAUGUUUCUGCUUUGAAGAGCAGCGUCUCAACCCCAACGAACAGGUGGAUAUGCCGGUUUUCUUUUACAUCGACCCUGAUUUCGGUGAAGACCCGCGCAUGGAAAACAUUGAAUCGAUCACACUGUCGUACACUUUCUUUGAGGCAAAAGAAGGUGCCGCGCUGGUUAAACCUCCCUAUGCUAAAUGAAAUUUGUACAUGGUGUACAGUGAUUGUCGGAGUUUACUAAUUUGAUUAUAGAAACCAUCAGACGGU